Mus musculus (house mouse) is the source of this 5187-nucleotide messenger RNA. It is a transcript of the gene Tdrd1, whose product is annotated as tudor domain containing 1. The record is from RefSeq and is marked validated. The transcript has 25 exons. Gene Ontology annotation, cellular component: cytoplasm. NCBI's taxonomy places the organism in Eukaryota, Metazoa, Chordata, Mammalia, Rodentia, Muridae. The coding region runs from base 359 to 3877 and encodes 1172 amino acids.
AAUAGACUAUAUCAUACUCCACCAGGAAGAGGCUGGCUUUAUAUAGGAAAGAGUGUUUUCAGUUGUGAGAGGGCUUUUCUGUUCCUGGUACUUCAAGAAUUUCUCAUGUUCUUGAGUUGGUGUAAAUGAAUCGGCCAAACCUGGAAUUUAUACUUAUGAAUAAAGAAAUAUUUGUAUAUUGUGGGCCAGAUUUUGAUAGCAAGGUUAAGUCUGCUUGGAAUUGCUGAUAGGAGUUACCCGAUGCAUAAUGUUUGAACAAAAUCACCUAUGCUUAUAGUUCAGCUGCUUUCACAGUUAAAUUCACCUCUUAAAUACAUUUCUUUUCUCAGACAUCAGUGAAUGUUAAAUUACACCUAAUAUGAUGCCACGGAAUAAUUUGGAAGCCUCUACUUGUAAAAUGGCAGAGCCAUUUAAUUUUGAGAAGAAGGAAAGCAAGCCCCCGCCCCAGGACCCUCUCAGAAGUCCUGUAGCACAGCAUAACCACCCCACCUUCAGGCUGAAAAGCCCAGAGAACGGGAAUACAAAGAACAACUUUUUGCUUUGUGAACAAAACAAACAGUAUUUAGCUAGUCAGGAGGACAGUUCGGUGGUCUCUUCAAACCCUGCUGUUGUCAAUGGAGAAGUCGGUGGGUCCAAAGGAGACAGGAAGCCGCCACCAACAGGAAACCCAGUGUCACCAUUAAGUCUUGGAAACAGUUCACCUCCUAACCAAGUAAAAACUAAGCCCAGCAGUAAUGUGACUCCUGAAAAAUCAAAAAAAUCUCACAAGUUGUUUGAGAAUGCCUUGUCCGUAAAUAAUCCAGCACUCUUCAACUCGUUAGGACCGCCCCUUCGGUCAACAACCUGCCACCGCUGUGGCCUGUUUGGGUCGCUGAGGUGCUCCCAGUGCAAGCAGACGUACUACUGCUCCACGGCCUGCCAGAGGAGAGACUGGUCUUCCCACAGCACCAUCUGUAGGCCUGUACAGCAAAGUUUGAACAAGCUUGAAGAUAAUAAAUCACCAUUUGAAACAAAGGCCAUUGAAGUGAAGAGUGAGGUUGACUGUCCCCCGGGAGUUACUAAAGAAAUAACAGCGGGUGCUGAGAGAGUAAUGUUCUCUGAUUUGAGAAGUCUCCAACUCAAGAAAACCAUGGAGAUAAAGGGUACAGUUACUGAAUUCAAGCACCCGAGUAACUUUUAUAUCCAGUUGUAUUCUUCAGAGGUUCUAGAAAACAUGAACCAACUCUCUACAAGCUUGAAAGAGACAUAUGCAAAUGUGGUGCCUGAAGAUGGUUAUCUUCCUGUUAAGGGGGAAGUUUGUGUUGCCAAAUACACAGUUGAUCAGACCUGGAACAGAGCCAUAGUACAAGCCGUGGAUGUGCUGCAGAGGAAGGCCCACGUCCUGUACAUUGACUAUGGGAACGAGGAGAUGAUCCCGAUAGACAGCGUUCACCCGCUGAGCAGAGGCCUUGACUUGUUUCCUCCUUCUGCCAUAAAGUGCUGUGUGUCAGGCGUCAUUCCCACUGCGGGCGAGUGGAGUGAAGGCUGUGUUGCAGCUGUCAAGGCCCUUCUGUUUGAGCAGUUCUGCUCUGUCAAGGUCAUGGACAUCUUAGAGGAGGAGGUACUCACCUGUGCCGUUGACCUUGUUCUACAGAGCUCAGGAAAGCAGCUGGACCAUGUGCUGGUGGAAAUGGGGUAUGGAGUGAAACCCGGUGAGCAGAGCUCCACGGAGCAGAGUGUGGACCACAGUGCAUUGGAGGACGUUGGAAGAGUGACAGUUGAGAGCAAGAUUGUGACAGACAGAAAUGCCCUGAUCCCCAAAGUGCUGACUUUGAAUGUGGGUGAUGAGUUCUGUGGCGUGGUUGCCCACAUCCAGACACCAGAGGACUUCUUUUGUCAGCAGCUGCAGAGCGGCCACAAGCUUGCGGAGCUUCAGGAAUCCCUCAGUGAAUACUGUGGCCAUGUGAUUCCACGCUCUGACUUUUAUCCAACCAUUGGGGACGUGUGCUGUGCUCAGUUCUCAGAGGAUGAUCAGUGGUACCGCGCCUCGGUUCUGGCCUACGCUUCUGAAGAAUCUGUCCUGGUUGGAUAUGUCGAUUAUGGGAACUUUGAGAUUCUCAGUCUGAAAAGACUUUGUCCCAUAAUUCCAAAGUUGUUGGAUUUGCCGAUGCAAGCUCUAAAUUGUGUGCUGGCAGGCGUGAAGCCAUCAUUAGGAAUUUGGACUCCAGAAGCUGUGUGUGUCAUGAAAGAGAUGGUACAGAACAGGAUGGUCACAGUGAGAGUGGUGGGCAUGCUGGGGACCAGGGCCCUGGUGGAGCUCAUCGACAAGUCGGUGGCUCCUCACGUCAGCGCUUCUAAAGCUCUCAUAGACUCGGGCUUUGCCAUCAAAGAAAAGGACGUGGCAGAUAAAGGCAGCAGUAUGCACACAGCCAGUGUUCCCUUGGCCAUUGAAGGUCCAGCAGAGGCGUUGGAGUGGACGUGGGUGGAGUUCACUGUUGACGAGACCGUGGAUGUGGUGGUCUGCAUGAUGUACAGUCCCGGGGAGUUCUACUGCCACUUUCUUAAAGAUGAUGCCUUAGAGAAGCUCGAUGACUUGAAUCAGUCCUUAGCAGACUACUGUGCACAAAAGCCGCCCAAUGGCUUUAAGGCAGAGAUAGGGCGGCCUUGCUGUGCCUUUUUUUCAGGUGACGGCAACUGGUACCGGGCUCUAGUCAAGGAGAUCUUACCAAGUGGGAAUGUUAAAGUCCACUUUGUGGAUUACGGAAAUGUUGAAGAAGUUACCACAGACCAACUCCAGGCGAUAUUACCACAGUUCUUACUACUUCCAUUUCAGGGGAUGCAGUGCUGGCUAGUAGAUAUACAGCCCCCAAACAAGCAUUGGACAAAAGAGGCCACAGCAAGAUUUCAAGCAUGUGUUGUGGGGCUCAAACUCCAAGCCAGAGUUGUGGAAAUCACCGCGAACGGCGUGGGCGUGGAGCUCACCGAUCUUUCCACUCCUUACCCCAAAAUCAUUAGUGAUGUGCUCAUCAGAGAGCAGUUGGUCUUAAGGUGUGGUUCACCACAGGACUCACUGAUGAGCAGACCUGCUAAUCAACAUAAGCAGAUCGACAGCCACAGGGUGCAAGCCAGCCCUUCAGCAGAGCAGUGGAAGACAAUGGAAUUGCCAGUUAACAAGACUAUAGCAGCAAAUGUACUAGAGAUCAUAAGCCCAGCCUUGUUCUACGCCAUCCCCAGUGAAAUGUCAGAAAAUCAAGAGAAGCUGUGUGUGUUAGCAGCUGAAUUGUUAGAACACUGUAAUGCUCAGAAGGGCCAGCCAGCCUACAGACCACGGACCGGCGACGCGUGCUGUGCUAAGUACACAAAUGAUGACUUCUGGUACCGGGCCAUUGUUCUGGAAACGUCGGAAUCUGAUGUGAAAGUUCUCUACGCAGAUUAUGGAAACAUCGAAACCCUGCCUCUUUCCAGAGUGCAGCCCAUCCCAGCCAGCCACCUGGAGCUGCCCUUCCAGAUCAUUAGAUGCUCACUAGAGGGGCCGAUGGAGCUGAAUGGAAGCUGUUCGCAGUUAGUGAUGGAGCUGCUGAGAAAUGCCAUGCUGAACCAGAGUGUGGUUCUCUCUGUGAAAGCCAUUUCAAAGAAUGUCCACGCAGUGUCAGUUGAAAAAUGUUCUGAGAACGGAAUGAUCAAUAUAGCUGAGAAUCUGGUGAUGUGUGGCCUGGCAGAAAACCUCACUUCUAAAAGGAAAAGUGCUUCCACUAAAGAGAUACCACACAGCAGAGACUGCUGUUGCACAGAGUUACAGAAACAGAUUGAGAAACACGAACAGAUUCUCCUCUUCCUCUUAAACAAUCCAACCAACCAAAGUAAAUUCACAGAGAUGAAAAAGCUGCUGAGAAGCUAAAAACAUCAUCUCUUGGAAAUAAACACUGGGAAGAAAGAGACAGCAAACGCCAGACCUGAGAAAGAAUUGUGUGUGUGUUUUGUUCACUAGAAUUGCUGCUUCCUCCUCUUUCCUUAGUGACUUUUAGCCUCUCCGCUGUGCUUGCUUACUUUGUUCUGUCGGGUUUGCUGCCCUCUCCCCGAUUCUUUCCACGAAAUACAUGAAUCUUACAGAAGAGAUUCAUGUAUGAGCUAGGCGCGGUGGUGCACACCUGUAAUCCCAGCCAUGAGCAGCAUGAGGCAAGACCUCAGGCUCAAAGCCAGCAAGGGCCUAGUUAGAUGCUUUCUCAUCACAAACAAAACCAAAAGGACAUCAAGAUUCAAAAUGUAUGAGACGACUAGGAAAGACUAUGAGGUACCUUCUGCUAAGAGUGUGUGUGUGUGUGUGUGUGUGUGUGUGUGUAUGUGUGUGUGUGUGUGUAUGUAUUUGCUCUACUGAGUAUAGAAGCUCGAGCCUCUCAUGUACGAGGCAAGCUCUCCUCUUCCUCUGAGCUACAGUCCCAGCUCUAGCAUCUCUUUGUCUUGACAGUGCUGAAGAGGAGGAGGCUAGGUGUUGCAUGGAUAGGUGUGGUCGGUAGCUGGGUCUUAGCACUGUUGGUACGUUCCAGGCCUUUCUUUGCCAGUGGGACGCUCCCUGUCAUCUGCUGCCUCGUCCCGAUGCGCUCUCUUUGGUUCCUUGCUUCUGGGUGGCAUGUUUUCCUGGGUAACUUGUGGCUCACUCCAAGGAUGUGCACUGCUUCUCUCAGCUGUGCUUGGAUGGCUUGGCUUUUCAUCUUGGAUCAUAGUGUGUCCACAAGCUCCAGCCUUGACACUAGGAGGACUCCAGAGGGCCUCCUGGGAUUUUUUUUCCCACUAGUCUGUAGCCAUUCAGACUUAUGCUCUAGAAAUAAUUCACUGUCUUCUCAAACACAAAUUCAGUCAUCAAUUUAAAAAUGGAGAGCACAUUUGUCAUACCUCAUGAUCAGAGAUUGUCCUAACCGUAGCCAUGUGCAGCAGAGUGUGCCUUCCUGACAGCCCAGUAGUCUCUCAUACUUGUCCCACAGUUUCAGUGCCAUGUGGCCCUGUGGUAACCUAAUACGACAUCAUCAACUCAACGUUGAUAAGUAAAACAUUGACGUGGGUGGGUUUGUUUUGUUUUCCUGUUACUGGCAGUGUGAGUCAGCUCCUCUGUUGAGUCGACCUUCUCAUGUAAAAAGUUGCUUGGAUGUUGAUGUGUCUCAGACAGUUAAGUUUGUCCUGAUUCAGGCAAUAAAGCCACUUGUUUUCACCUUG